Molecule: messenger RNA, 5294 nt
Organism: Anoplopoma fimbria (sablefish)
Lineage: Eukaryota; Metazoa; Chordata; Actinopteri; Perciformes; Anoplopomatidae
Gene: map3k15
Product: mitogen-activated protein kinase kinase kinase 15
Exons: 29
Coding region: 1-4008 (1335 amino acids)
Biological process (GO): protein phosphorylation; cellular response to stress; MAPK cascade
Molecular function (GO): ATP binding; MAP kinase kinase kinase activity
Source: RefSeq, a predicted model, not a curated record
AUGGAUACUGGGCAGAGUGCGCAGGUCGCCGACAUGGGAGGAGAGCACUCCGCCGGGGUGAGCCUGGUGGACCGGGACAGGGAGAGGACAGAGGUGUCCAGCCCUUGUCCCCCGGCCAAGCAGCGAUCCCUCAGGGUGGUGUACGUCCUGAACGACGGGCUGAAGUCGGUGAUGGCCAGCAGCCCGGAGUCCGGAGCUCUCCAGUGUCUCCAGAGAGCCUGCGACUCCGAGAGCGCACUGCUCACCACAGUCACCUUUGGACGGCUGGACUUUGGAGAGACAUCGGUGCUGGACAGUUUCUACGAUGCAGACAUCGCGGUUGUGGACAUGAGCGAUGUGUUUCGGCAGCCCUCCUUGUUUUACCAUCUGGGCGUAAGGGAGAGCUUCGACAUGGCCAACAACGUCAUCCUGUACCACGACACUGACCCUGACACGGCCCAGUCACUGAAGGACAUGGUGGCACAGAAAAAUACAGCAUCUAGUGGUAACUACUACUUCAUCCCCUACAUAGUGACUCCUAACCACGAGUACAUGUGCUGUGAGAGUGACGCCCAGCGCAGGGCCAGUGAGUACAUGCAGCCCAGCUGGGACAACCUUCUGGGGCCGCUCUGCGUCCCCCUGACGGACCGCUUCACCAGCCUGCUGAAGGACAUCCACGUCACAUCCUGUGCUUCUUUUAAGGACACCUUGCUGAAUGACAUCAGGAAGGCCAGAGAGAAGUACCAGGGAGAGGAGCUGGCCAAGGAGCUUUCCCGUAUCAAACUCCGAAUCGACAACACGGAAGUUCUCACCCAGGACAUCGUCAUGAACUUGCUAUUUUCUUACAGAGACAUACAGGACUACGAUGCCAUGGUGAAGCUGGUGCAGACUUUGGAGAUGCUGCCGACUUGUGAUCUGGCAACGCAGCCCAUGAUCCAGUUCCACUACGCAUUCGCCCUCAACAGGAGGAACAGUCCUGGUGACAGGGAGCAGGCUCUCGGAGUGAUGCUGCAGGUGUUGCAGUCGUGCGAGCAUCCAGCGCCGGACAUGUUCUGCCUUUGUGGACGGAUAUACAAGGACAUCUUCCUGGACUCAGACUGCAAAGACAUGAAAAACAGGGACAAUGCUAUACAGUGGUACAGAAAGGGUUUUGAGCUGCAGCCAACUCUCUACUCUGGUAUCAACCUGGCUGUCCUCCUCAUAGUUGCUGGCCAACAGUUUGAGAGCUCCAUGGAACUUCGAAAAAUAGGUGUGAGGUUGAACAGCCUGCUGGGGCGCAAAGGCUCCCUGGAAAAAAUGAACAACUACUGGGACGUGGGCCAGUUCUUCACUGUUGGCAUGCUGGCUAGCGACAUCCCUAAAGCCACUCAGGCUGCCGAGAAGCUCUUCAAACUCAAGCCGCCUGUCUGGUAUUUGCGGUCGGUGGUGCAGAACCUGCAGCUGAUCCAGAGGUUCAAGAAGCAGUCGAUGGAACAUUCUCCUCAGCGAGAGAGACUCAACUUCUGGAUGGACAUCAUCGUCGAGGCCACGCAGGGCACCACCAAUCGACUGCGGUUUCCAGUGUUGAUUCUGGAGCCAACUAAGGUUUACCAGCCCUCGUAUGUGUCCAUUAACAACGAGGCUGAGGAGAAGAACGUCUCGAUCUGGCACGUUUCUCCCGCCGAAACGAAGGGGAUCCAUGAGUGGAACUUCAAUGCAAUGUCCAUAAAAGGCAUUAGCAUCAGUAAGUUUGAUGAGCGGUGCUGCUUCCUCUACGUCCACGAUAACUCUGACGAUUUCCAGAUCUACUUCUCCACUGAGGAACAGUGCGGUCGGUUCUGCUCCAUGGUGAAAGAGAUGAUAUCAGAUGGUACGGGGAACGCCGUGGAGCUGGAGGGGGAAGGAGACGGAGAUACACUGGAGUACGAGUAUGACACCAAUGAGACAGGGGACAGGGUGGUGUUAGGGCGGGGCACCUAUGGAGUGGUGUACGCUGGGAGAGACCUCAGCAACCAGGUCCGGAUCGCCAUCAAAGAGAUCCCUGAGAGAGACAGCAGAUACUCCCAGCCCCUUCAUGAAGAGAUCGCCCUCCACAAGUACCUGAAGCACAGGAACAUUGUUCAGUAUUUGGGCUCCGUUUCUGAGAAUGGAUACAUCAAGAUCUUCAUGGAACAAGUGCCUGGAGGAAGCCUGUCCGCGUUGCUGCGGUCCAAAUGGGGCCCGCUGAAGGAGGCGACUAUAAUCUUCUACACCAGACAGAUCCUGGAGGGGCUCCGGUACCUGCACGAGAACCAGAUCGUCCACCGAGAUAUCAAGGGUGAUAAUGUGUUGGUGAACACCUACAGUGGUGUCUUGAAGAUCUCAGACUUUGGUACCUCGAAGCGGUUGGCGGGAGUCAACCCCUGCACGGAGACAUUCACCGGUACUCUGCAGUACAUGGCUCCAGAAAUCAUUGAUAAGGGCCCUCGAGGGUACGGGGCCCCGGCUGACAUCUGGUCCCUGGGAUGCACCAUUAUAGAAAUGGCCACUGGGAAACCGCCUUUUCAUGAGCUGGGAGAACCGCAGGCGGCCAUGUUUAAGGUUGGCAUGUUUAAGAUCCACCCAGAGAUCCCCGAGUCCUUGUCUUUGGAGGCCAAGUCGUUCAUCUUGCGCUGCUUUGAGCCGGACCCUAACAAGAGGGCCAUCACCUCGGACCUCCUCAAAGACAUGUUUGUCAAACAAAACACCAAGGGCAAGAAGAGCAAGAUCGCCUUCAAACCAUCAGACUACAUCCACAACGUAUCGCUGCCGGUUCAGUUGCAGUUGCAGUGCGAGGCCACCGGGAGCAGCAGCAGUGAACCCGGAUCCAUGAGCCCAGACUGCGACUCCAAACACGACGUUUUCUUCCUCAAGAAGAAAAGCUCCGGCUCCGAGAACAUGCUCAAACCCCCCAACUCAAACUACCUGAGUGUUCCAGAUGAGGGUUCGGUGUCGGAUGACCGCAGUGCCCCCCCGUCCCCCGAGGACAGGGACGGCGGUCUGUUCCUGCUGAAGAAGGACAGCGAGAGACGGGCCAUUCUGUUCAAGGUCCUCAAUGACGACCAGGCAAAGGUCAUCUCCAACCUGAGGGAGAACCACAUCCAGGGCAGUGAAGAGCUCCAGCUGUCCGUCGAUCACAUCAAGCAGAUCAUCUGCAUCCUGCGAGACUUCAUCCAUUCCCCAGAGAGGCGGGUCAUGGCGGCCACCAUCUCCAAGCUCAAGCUGGACCUGGACUUUGACUCCACCUCCAUCAACCAGAUCCAGCUGGUGCUCUUUGGCUUCCAGGACUCGGUAAACAAAGUCCUGAGAAACCAUCACAUCAAACCCCACUGGAUGUUUGCGAUGGAUAACAUCAUCCGCCGAGCUGUGCAGGCUGCAAUCACCAUCCUCAUCCCAGAGCUGCAGACCCACUUCGGCCCGGCGUCGGAGUCUGAGGGAGCGGAGAAGGAAGACGAGGUGGAUGAAGAGGAAGUAGAGUUUGGUCCCGUUUUAGCUCCUCCCGCUGACGACCCCGGGACGACAGCUGACCCCACCCAACACGUCGCCAGCACGCCAAUCUCCACCCACUUGCAGGAGCAUCAGCGCUCGCAUCAUCAACUGGGUGUACAGCUGGGGCGGCUCAAACAAGAGACCAACAGGCUGCUGGAGGAGCUGCUGCAGAAGGAGAAGGAGUACCAGCAGGUCCUGAAGGCAACGCUGCAGCAGAGGACACACGACAUGGAGCUGGUCCGAGUCAGACACAGACCACUAGCAGACAAUUUACCUCCCUCCAUCUUCAAGAUCCCAGCAGACCACGAGCCAGACAAGCAGCUCACUGAUUGGCUGAAAGAGCAGGGGGCGGACGCUGACACCAUAGAUAAGUUUGUGCUGGAGGAAUACACACUGUCCGACGUUCUCAAUGACAUUACCAAAGAUGACCUCCACUGUCUACGUCUACGGGGUGGAGUCCUCUGCCGCAUCUGGCGGGCCAUCCAACGACACCGAGAGCGAGAGAGGCUGAGGCCCGACGAACGCUCGGAAGAUGAUGCAUGAUGGGACACAGGGACGACAGCUCUGGAGGACUCUGAUUGGCAGAAAACACGCACACAUCUGCACACUACCAGCCCUGCAUAGAGCUAUUCCUCUCUCUCUCUCUCUCUCUCUCUCUCCCGCCACAGUGCCUUUCCAUGUUGUGGUUUCUGCGUUGUAUGUACUUAAUGUACCUUUGACUAUACAUCACCACACACUGUCAGAUUUGAACAGACCAAAGCGCUCUAGUGCCGGCACUACUGUAUGUAUCUGUACGUGCAUUUAAAUGACACAAUAUGUCUGUGCUUGAAAUAAUAAUGCAUCCUAGCAAACAUGGACACCGUUUAAAGUGAUACUCCACUCAGGAUCUUUCUCAAAAUGUCCAAAAUGUAGCUGUUCAGUGGCGUCCAAUGAAAGUCUCAAUAUAUCUACAUCAUUUUCCAAAACACUGUUGCAUUGCUUCCGUCUAAAGAUUGGUUUAUUCUCGCGUUUGGCACCGUAGCACGAGCCUCCAUUGAUGGAUUUCAAUUAUUUUCCAAAAUGGAUCAUUAUUUUCCAAAACGGAGCAUUAUUUUCCUAAACGCCAGAGGGUGUACAAACAAAAUGAACUGUGAAAAUCCCUAAAAAGCAUUUAGUGUAAGCAGCAAAAAAGCCAUAAACCAACCUCCACAAUGCCGCAGAGGGGUUGUAAUUAUCUGUCAACUCAUACCUCAUAUUCAUGGACCACUUUAUUGCCUUUAUACAAGCCCUGUGAAGAAUUCAAGUUUAACAUGGAUUAUUAAGAAACAAAAGGUUGAAUAUCCUGUAAACAAUUUGAUUUGGCUGCAAAAAAAGUUACUUUAAUAAAGAUAUUUAGGACUUCCUGUUUCUAAAGCAACAACUAAUAGGCCUUCUUUGAAUAAGAUAAGAUAAGAUAAGAUAAUCCUUUAUUAGUCCCGCAGCGGGGAAAUUUGCAGGCUUACAGCAGCAUAGAGUUGUAAUAAAUCCUAGACAUGUAAAUAGUGAUUCUAACAACUAUUUUUAACAAUCACGUGAUGCGGAACACUGCUCCAGUGUCAAUGUGCACGACCAAGAGCUGCAAGCCUUGCGUAGGUUACAUUAGGAUGAGUAUAAACUAAGCUUUAUCCUUCACACAUGAACACUUUCACUCCUCUCGUUCCUCCCUCAGACAGAACUGCUCUUUUCAUCCGCAUACUGAGCAUUCAGAUGAACAGCAGAAAGUUGAUUGACAAGUUUCUGUAAAAAGGCUUUGAUAUUGAAUGCACGCGCGGACGCUGUUCUCUGUAAAGAAACAAACUACAAAGUCUAUC